This is a messenger RNA of Acomys russatus (golden spiny mouse), 1718 nucleotides long. RefSeq names its product zinc finger CCCH-type and G-patch domain containing (gene Zgpat). Lineage: Eukaryota; Metazoa; Chordata; Mammalia; Rodentia; Muridae. Gene Ontology annotation, molecular function: DNA-binding transcription factor activity, RNA polymerase II-specific; metal ion binding; RNA polymerase II cis-regulatory region sequence-specific DNA binding. The transcript is spliced from 6 exons. The record is from RefSeq and is a predicted model, not a curated record. Gene Ontology annotation, biological process: regulation of transcription by RNA polymerase II; negative regulation of DNA-templated transcription. Bases 89 to 1627 code for a protein of 512 amino acids. Gene Ontology annotation, cellular component: nucleus.
CCUCAGGCUCUCGAGCGCUUUGGGGGGUGCUGCGUUGUCCUGAGCCCUUCCGGCUGCUUCCCCUCGCUUCUUGGCUGCCUGGGUCGGAAUGGACGAGGACAACCUGGAGACUGCCCUGCAGACGUACCGGGCCCAGCUUCACCAGGUGGAGCUGGCGCUUGGCGCUGGCCUGGACGCUUCCGAGCAGGCGGACCUUCGCCAGCUGCAGGGCGAUCUGAAAGAAUUGAUUGACCUCACCGAGGCCAGCCUGGUGUCGGUCAGAAAGAGCAAGCUGCUGUCUACUGCGGACCAGGAGCGCCCAGCUCUGGAGGAUGCUGAGUACCUGGCUUUCCAGAAGGCUAUAGCAGAGGAAGUGGAAGCGCCUGUCGCUCCCGGGAAUGACCCGGAGACGGUCCCUGGGAGCGAGGUGCCGCCGGGACCCACCUCCUCUGCACAGGAGGAAGAUGAGGAGGACCCAGAUCUGGAGGAGCUGAGUGGUGCUAAAGUGAAUGCCCCCUACUACAGCGCCUGGGGCACGUUGGAGUAUCACAACGCCAUGGUUGUGGGCGCUGAGGAAGCAGAAGAUGGUUCGGCGUGCGUUCGGGUACUCUACCUGUACCCCACCCACAAGUCCCUGAAGCCUUGCCCGUUCUUCUUAGAGGGAAAAUGCCGCUUCAAGGAGAACUGCAGGUUCUCCCACGGUCAGCUGGUCUCUGUGGAUGAGCUGCGCCCAUUCCAGGAUCCAGACUUGAGCUUACUGCAGGCUGGCUCUGCGUGUCUGGCCAAGCACCAGGACGGCCUUUGGCACCCAGCGCGGAUCACCGAUGUGGACAACGGCCGCUACACUGUCAAGUUUGACUCACUCCUGCUGAAGGAGACUGUGCUGGAGGGGGACAGCAUCCUGCCUCCUCUGCGCACUGAGACGACAGAGUCGUCCGACUCAGACAGUGGUGACGCAAGUGACUCCAUCUAUGCCAGAGUGGUGGAACCAAACACAGUGGACACUGGGACCUGCAGUUCUGCCUUUGCUGGCUGGGAGGUACACACACGGGGCAUUGGCUCCAAACUCCUCGUCAAGAUGGGCUAUGAGUUUGGCAAGGGUUUGGGCCGGCAUGCAGAAGGCCGGGUGGAGCCCAUCCAUGCCGUAGUGUUGCCCAGAGGGAAAUCACUGGACCAGUGCACAGAGAUACUACAGAAGAAGACAAAGGGAGGCCAGGCUGGGGCAAAUAGGCCUGCAAGAUGUCGGAGGACCCGAGGUAGUAGACCAGAGAACCGCCAACCACGUCGGAAUGUGUUUGACUUUCUGAAUGAAAAACUGCAAAGCCAGUCUCCUGGGACCCCAGAUGCUGGCGUGGACACCCCAGGGAGAAGGAACAAAGACAUGUAUCAUGCCAGCAAGAGUGCCAAGCAGGCUAUUACCCUGCAGCUCUUCCAGACCGAGGAGAAGAUUGAGCGGACCCAGCGGGACAUCCGGGGCAUCCAGGAGGCCCUAACCCGGAAUGCUGGCCGGCACAGUAUGGCGACAGCCCAUCUACAGGAGAAGCUGGAGGGAGCCCAACGGCAGCUGGGUCAGCUCCGUGCUCAGGAGGCCGGCCUACAGAGGGAACAGCGGAAGGCAGACACUCACAGAAAGAUGACAGAGUUCUAGCAGCCCUCCUGUAUUGUGGACAGAGCCCUGGGACCCAACUCCCAACGACCUUGGCAGAACGACACCCAAACAGCACCUGGAAGAGGAGCCA